ACUCCACUCACACAAAAUGUAGACGGUCAAAUAGUGGAUGAUGUUCAUACUCCCGAAUUUUUUAACACGAUUUCUACGCCAGGACUUCCAAAUCACAAGUUGAGACUUAAAGUUGUAGCUCCAGUUAUGCUAUUAAGGAAUUUGAAUAAAAAAUUAGGAUUAUGCAAUGGAACAAGACUUAUUAUUAUGAGAUUGGGAAAACAUGCUCUUGAAGGAAAAAUUAUUUCAGGAAGUAAUAUUGGUGAUCAGGUUUUCAUACCUAGAUUUUCUCUGACACCAUCUGACGUGAGAAUUCCUUUUAAAUUUCAACGGAGACAAUUUCCUAUAAUGAUUUCUUUUGCAAUGACUAUUAAUAAGAGUCAGGGACAAUCUUUAAAGCAUGUUGGGAUAUAUCUUCCGUCACCAGUGUUUUCACAUGGUCAGUUGUAUGUUGCAAUUUCAAGAGUUACUUCU
This is a messenger RNA of Trifolium pratense (red clover), 453 nucleotides long. Its product is annotated as ATP-dependent DNA helicase PIF1-like. Lineage: Eukaryota; Viridiplantae; Streptophyta; Magnoliopsida; Fabales; Fabaceae. The annotation marks the transcript as partial. The record is from RefSeq and is a predicted model, not a curated record. The transcript has a single exon.